AUGUUUCGUAGAGUGUUCUUAGAGCUGUCUCAGCUCAUCGAAGACGGCCAUGCCAAGCCAAUCUCCCCAUACAAGCUCCUGGGUUACGAGGAAAUCCCAAAGGCACUGCAACUGGUUCAAGAGAGACAACACUUUGGAAAAUUCGUUAUCUUGAACGGCCUAGGCGCAAAGGUUGCAGCUCCGAUUCGACUCGCAAGACGUCUUGUGUCUGCCGCUGUUACAUUUAUGGGAGCGCAGUUGGCCAAGCAGCUACAUCUGGCCGAGGCGAUAGACUCAGCGCGUCAACUAAUGCAGUACAGUAUGGAUUCGCUUGCCGCCAUAGAGUUCCAGAAAUGGGUGCGUACGACGCUCAGGGGGGAGCUGACAACUGUGGACGUGGUGAAUGCUGCGAGUUUAGUAGUACUGUGUGAGAGAGUGACAGGAAAGAUGGCAUACUGGUGA
Molecule: messenger RNA, 441 nt
Organism: Pseudomassariella vexata
Lineage: Eukaryota; Fungi; Ascomycota; Sordariomycetes; Amphisphaeriales; Pseudomassariaceae
Exons: 2
Coding region: 1-441 (146 amino acids)
Molecular function (GO): phosphopantetheine binding
Source: RefSeq, a predicted model, not a curated record